Messenger RNA from Trypanosoma rangeli, 2772 nucleotides. RefSeq lists its product as uncharacterized. NCBI's taxonomy places the organism in Eukaryota, Euglenozoa, Kinetoplastea, Trypanosomatida, Trypanosomatidae. The record is from RefSeq and is a predicted model, not a curated record. The coding region runs from base 1 to 2772 and encodes 923 amino acids. The transcript has a single exon.
AUGGAUAAUACCCUGCUGACGGUUGCCCAACGAGAUUUGGAUGCAGUUUUUGCACCACCACCCGUUGAGCACCACCAAAGACGCAGUGUGGCUGCAUCUUUGCCUCACUUGCACCAUGACCGAGUCCAUGCACCAGAACUGAGGACGCAUCUGGCCGUGAAACCAAGACGUACGUAUGUGAACUUGCCGCCUGCAAUUGACGUGGAAACUGUUGAGGAAGCCAGGGCCAUGUUGCACCGCUGGGAGGAAUGGAAUCUUCAUCUAGAACAGCAGCUGCGGUAUGGCUGCACAUCACCAGCACCACGCCCACUACCCGUGAACAAAACAGGCGAUCAGGUGUCUGCUAUUGUAGCUGAUUCCUUUGCUUCAUCUCAGGCAUGUUAUCAAAGAAGCACACAUGCGUUGGCAUGUGAUGAUGAUACGUUGUGUAAGCAAUUCAAGGGGGGGUUUUCAUAUCUCUACACAGAGCUGACUACAGAGUUGGGGGCAGCUACAAGAUCGGUGAAGGCGUCAAUGCACCCUUUUUCUGUUGCAUCACGCACAACUGUUGCGACAACCCAGCGCAAAGUUCAAUCCAAGUCGACUCGCCGCAGCCGCGCUUUACUGCUAAAACGGGCGCUGGAGUUGGUGGGGAAACCUCUGGGCCGGGCGGGCAGUGGCACCUACAGCGACAUUGAUGUCUCUCACCAGCUGUCACUGGCGAGACAAACAUUAGAGGGUUGCUGUGGCAACGAGCUACCAAUACACUCGGGGGAUUUUCUCACGGAAACUGAGACUUUAGAAAUCUCCAAAGUGGAGAAAACGGCGACAGCGCACGAUCCAAUUGCUGUCGUGGGGCGCCUGAAGCAUCGUCUUAGGGAGGAACCUUGGCUAUCGACAGCUUACUCGCUGGCACACUUGAAGGAGAGCAACUGCGGUUCUGAGAAGAGCAAGGAUAAAACCCAGGCGUGGCCGAGGCCUCCACUGCGUCUGCAUCGGAAGUUGAACGAACACGAGGAAACGGCAAAAUCUAUCCCUUUGGUAAAUCUCUCCUCGGUAUCUGUUCCAUCACAAGGCAACAUGGAAGAGGAGGAUGGUCCUCCUAUUUUGCUCACUUUAGACCAUGAUAGUUCAGCGGAUAUAAUGACACAGGGAGAAGUGGAGGGUGCACAACAAUCUCCGGUAAAACGGGAAUCUUUCAGUGAUGACAGCUGCUCAGACGACGCUCCUUCACGCGGCUUUCCAAUAGUACUUUUGACAAACAGCGCGGUGUGUAUUCUUCCUGCGCUUCCAGCAGUCUUGAACGGUGUGAAAUCAGAGGGUGGUGACACAGUGGCGUACUUGGCACAUGAAGUGUCAGAGGCAAUGGAAAUUCCAGAGAACAUGGAUAUGAAAGCUGAAGAGGUAGCCGACACGAUUGAGCCUUUUGGAUCGCCUGUGGCGAGAGCGCAGCAGUCAGCAGACCUCAGUGAGACAGGAUCGAUGACUGUUGACGAUGAGGAGGACCGCAUAACAACUUCAAAUAGCGCUAUUCUUGCUGCAAAAGAGGAGCAAAGCGAAGGUGAUUCACAGGCAGCCGUUGAGGAAGAUGAGGGGAGGAAUAUGCUGCUUGCCAACAAUCAGAGCCCAACAGCUUCAGAAAGGGCGCUGAGAGGCCUGAGUGAAGCUGAGAAGCCUACAACGUUUUCUGGGUGCAUGCACCAUGGUUUCACCACUUUUUUUGGUGAAAUUUGUGCCAUACAGGAGUUGAAGGCUGAAGAGUACACAUUCCGCAUGGCGCUGGUGAUAGAAGAGAGUUUGCAACUGUGUGAACUUUGCUUUGCGUGUCACUCAGAGGUGAUGAAUGCCGCUACUGAACGCCAUGGGUAUUUUGGGCCCAACAUCUUGAAUGAGAAAUGGGACGUUGCCGCUUCCCCCUCCGGAAACACAACGGUUUGGAGAGAUCGAAAUGAGGUAGAAACUCUAAUGUUGGAACAACGGCAGCUUGAAAGAAGUCGUUGUGGUCCUCGUGCCUUUCGGUCAGUGUUCCGGCACUGGGGUCUAAAAAGGCGAAGGCGCAGAAUUGGUUUUCGAUGUUUGACGGCCCUUGAGGUGGACUGCGGGGAUAUCGAAAAUAGGCUGCACUCAGAGGCCUUAAAGGCACGCCUGAGUGAGGCAAUAAGUGCGCUACAGGAGACCCGUGAGGCGGCUGCCAAGGAUUUUCUGUGUGCGAAGGAGAAAUAUGCCGCGCUGGAGCGUGCAGCGAACAUCCGUUUGACGAAGCUGCAAGGCGACGUAUUAAAAUCAACUGCAACAGAGCAUCAAGCCCUGAAACUCGCAGCCGCUCUGGAGCGGUCCUUGUUAUUGGCCAAGUGCCGGGCGGAGGAGCACACCGCAAAAACACGGCUGAUUGCUCUUGAACUUUGUGAUCUGGAAGAGGGUUUAGCGCGCGCGAGGGCUCAGACAGCUGCGGCUGUAGCGGUCUUGGGUCGAUAUGCCUUUGUGUCGCUUGUCCAGCGCUGCUACUGCAGGUGGACGCGCAAGUGCCGUGAGACCAAAUGCCGUGCGCUGGAGCGUGUGCGGCGGGAAAGCAUUGAACGGCGACAGGAGUUAAUGCUGUGGCAUGAUCACGUUUGCUUCGCCAUCACCCGCUGUCCAGUGACGUCGGUUAACGCUACAUCUGAAACGGCGGCGAUGCCUCUCAUUGCCGCCAUGGGGGCUUCAGCAAAGAAUAUUGCUGUAGCUUCUGCUCCUGCCAUAGAGGCAUCGGAGCCCGUGGUGCAGGCAGAUUGCACGUCGGUGCUCCGAUCUUAA